Molecule: messenger RNA, 4140 nt
Organism: Talpa occidentalis (Iberian mole)
Lineage: Eukaryota; Metazoa; Chordata; Mammalia; Eulipotyphla; Talpidae
Gene: ABL1
Product: ABL proto-oncogene 1, non-receptor tyrosine kinase
Exons: 11
Coding region: 595-4008 (1137 amino acids)
Biological process (GO): protein phosphorylation; regulation of apoptotic process
Molecular function (GO): non-membrane spanning protein tyrosine kinase activity; ATP binding; protein binding
Source: RefSeq, a predicted model, not a curated record
AAAAGUUGCUGGCGGUGCAUUCCUGCUCGUCUGCGUGGAGGGCGCGCUCGCCGAAGUCGGGGUGACCCGUGGCCUUUUCCGGAGGGCAGGGUAGAGGAGCAGGGCCAGUGGGGCAGGAAAUGUGUCGGAAGAUGAAGAAGCUGAGCUAGGGGGUGGGUGACUUCCACAGGAAGAGUUCUGGAGCAGUUUCCAAAGACGAUCUACAUUUCCUUUAUGUGUGGGAAGCAAAUGCUGGCGUGUGACUGACCCUCUUACCGCAUCCCCUGUGAAUAUUUCUGUUUAGGUUUUCUUCUCGAAAAGAAACGGCUGCAGCCAGUAACAGACUCAAAAGCAAGCAGCUUUGGGGUAGCAUUGCAAUGCCAUUACUUGGAGUUGAUCAACUGCAAAAAUAAUCAGAACUCCUGUUUACACGCCCCUCAAGUGUGCUGCUCCCUGCUGUGCUAGAAGAUGUCCUCUUGGUGAUGGACCUGUCACUGCCCAGCAGGGACGCGGUGAAUGUGAAAACCUCACGUAUGUACUGUCUCCCCUCUGCACUCACUGACCUUCUGGAAUAGCUUGAACCCUCUUCUGGAAAGGGGCGCCUAUCCGUACUUUAUGGGGCAGCAGCCUGGAAAAGUUCUUGGGGACCAGAGGAGGCCAAGUCUGCCCGCCCUGCACUUCAUCAAAGGAGCAGGGAAGAAGGAGUCGUCGAGGCAUGGGGGGCCGCACUGCAAUGUUUUUGUGGAGCACGAAGCCCUUCAGAGGCCAGUAGCGUCUGACUUCGAGUCUCAAGGUCUGAGCGAAGCUGCUCGGUGGAACUCCAAGGAAAACCUUCUCGCUGGUCCUAGUGAAAAUGACCCCAACCUUUUCGUUGCACUGUAUGAUUUUGUGGCCAGUGGGGACAACACUCUAAGCAUAACUAAAGGUGAAAAGCUCCGGGUCUUGGGCUACAAUCACAAUGGCGAAUGGUGUGAAGCGCAAACCAAAAAUGGCCAAGGCUGGGUCCCAAGCAACUACAUCACGCCAGUCAACAGCCUGGAGAAGCAUUCCUGGUACCACGGGCCUGUGUCCCGCAACGCCGCCGAGUACCUGCUGAGCAGUGGCAUCAACGGCAGCUUCUUGGUGCGGGAGAGCGAGAGCAGCCCCGGCCAGAGGUCCAUCUCGCUGAGAUACGAAGGCAGGGUGUACCACUACAGGAUCAACACUGCUUCCGAUGGCAAGCUGUACGUCUCUUCGGAGAGCCGCUUCAACACGCUGGCCGAGCUGGUGCACCACCAUUCCACAGUGGCCGACGGGCUCAUCACCACCCUCCACUACCCGGCCCCCAAGCGCAACAAGCCCACGGUCUAUGGCGUGUCCCCCAACUACGACAAGUGGGAAAUGGAGCGCACGGACAUCACCAUGAAGCACAAGCUGGGAGGAGGCCAGUACGGGGAAGUGUACGAGGGCGUGUGGAAGAAGUACAGCCUGACAGUGGCCGUGAAGACCUUGAAGGAGGACACCAUGGAGGUGGAAGAGUUUUUGAAAGAAGCUGCAGUAAUGAAAGAGAUCAAGCACCCUAACCUGGUGCAGCUCCUCGGGGUCUGCACCCGGGAGCCCCCCUUCUACAUAAUCACUGAGUUCAUGACCUAUGGGAACCUGUUGGAUUACCUGCGAGAGUGUAACCGGCAGGAGGUGAAUGCGGUGGUGCUGCUUUACAUGGCCACUCAGAUCUCGUCCGCCAUGGAGUACCUGGAGAAGAAAAACUUCAUCCACAGAGACCUGGCUGCCCGGAACUGCCUGGUAGGGGAAAACCACUUGGUAAAGGUGGCGGAUUUCGGCCUGAGCAGGUUAAUGACGGGGGACACGUACACAGCCCAUGCCGGGGCCAAGUUCCCCAUCAAGUGGACCGCGCCCGAGAGCCUGGCCUACAACAAGUUCUCCAUCAAGUCCGACGUCUGGGCGUUUGGAGUAUUGCUCUGGGAAAUUGCUACCUACGGCAUGUCACCUUACCCUGGGAUUGACCUGUCCCAGGUGUAUGAGCUGCUGGAGAAGGACUAUCGCAUGGAGCGCCCCGAAGGCUGCCCAGAGAAGGUCUACGAGCUCAUGCGCGCAUGUUGGCAGUGGAACCCCUCAGACCGGCCCUCCUUCGCAGAGAUCCACCAAGCCUUUGAGACGAUGUUCCAGGAGUCCAGCAUAUCCGAUGAAGUGGAGAAGGAGCUGGGGAAGAAGGGCACGCGCGGCGGCGCAGGCUCCUUGCUGCAGGCUCCCGAGCUGCCCACCAAGACCAGAACCUCCAGAAGAGCGGCGGAGCACAGAGACACCACCGACAUGCCCGAGGCACCCCACUCCAGGGGGGCGGGAGAGCCUGAUGCUCUGGACCACGAGCCCGCUGUGUCUCCGUUGCUCCCUCGAAAAGAGCGGGGUCUGCAGGACGGCAGUGUGAACGAAGACGAGCGCCUUCUCCCGAAAGACAAGAAGACCAACUUGUUCAGCGCCCUGAUCAAGAAGAAGAAGAAAACCGCUCCGGCCCCUCCCAAACGCAGCAGCUCCUUCCGGGAGAUGGACGGCCAGCCCGAGCGCAGGGGCGCCGCCGAGGACGAGAGCCGAGAGGUCAGCAACGGGGCGCUGGCGCUUUCAGCCCCGGACGCGGCCGAGCCGGCCAGGUCCUCCAAGCCCGGCGGCGGGGCCGGCGUCCCCAAUGGCGCCUUCCGGGAGGCAGGGGCUGCGGGCUUCCGGUCUCCUCACCUGUGGAAAAAGUCCAGCACCCUGACCGGCGGCCGGUUAGCGGCCGGAGAGGAGGAGAGUGGCAGCAGUGCCAGCAAGCGCUUCCUGAGGUCCUGCUCCGCCUCCUGCGUGCCCCACGGGGCCGGCGACGCCGAGUGGAGGUCGGUCACGCUGCCCCGGGGCCUGCCGUCCACGGGAAGGCAGUUUGACUCGUCCACGUUUGGAGGGCGCAGAAGCGAGAAGCCGGCUCUGCCGAGGAAGCGGGCAAGUGAGAACAGGUGUGACCAGGUGGCCAGAGGCACGGUCACCCCCCCGCCCAGGUUGGUGAAGAAGGUGGAGGAAGCAGCUGACGAGGUCUUCAAGGACGCGGCAGAGUCCAGCCCGGGCUCCAGCCCCCCCAGCCUGACUCCAAAGCUGCACCGCAGGCAGGCCGUGGGGGCGCCUUCCUCCGGCCUUCCCCACAAGGACGAGGCCGGGAAGCCAGGGGCCUUGGGGACACCCGCCACCUCCGAGCCGGCACCCCCCACCGGCAGGGCAGGGCCAGGCUCUUCUGGGGGAGCCAGCAAGGCCCCCACCGAGGAGCCCAGGGUGAGGAGGCACAAGCCCUCUUCCGAGUCCCCUGGAAGAGACAAGGGGAAGGUGUCCAAGCUCAAGCCUGCCCCCCCGCCCCCCCCACCAGCCUCGGGGGGCAAAGCCGGGGAGGCCGGCCCCGGCGGGAAGGCCAAGCCCACCGCCCUGCUUGUGGAUGCGGCGAGCAACGAUGCCGCCAAAGCCAGCCCACUGGGAGAGGCCGGCAAAAAGCCUGUCCCGUCCAUGCCAAAGCCACUGUCGUCCACCAAGCCGGCGGGGGCCCCCACCAGCCCGGGCGCCACUCCCUCCACGGCGCCCCAGGCCGCCUCUGCCCUGGCAGGGGAGCAGCCGUCCUCCACCGCCUUCAUCCCGCUCAUAUCCACCCGCGUGUCUCUCCGGAAAACCCGGCAGCCCCCGGAGCGGCUCAGCAGCGGGGCCAUCACCAAGGGCGUGGUCCUGGACGGCACCGAGGCCCUGUGCCUCGCCAUCUCCAGGAACUCCGAGCAGAUGGCCAGCCACAGCGCCGUGCUGGAGGCCGGCAAGAACCUCUACACGUUCUGCGUGAGCUACGUGGACUCCAUCCAGCAAAUGAGGAACAAAUUCGCCUUCCGGGAGGCCAUCAACAAACUGGAGAAUAACCUCCGGGAGCUUCAGAUCUGCCCGGCGAGCGCGGGGAGUGGCCCAGCGGCUACUCAGGACUUCAGCAAACUCCUCAGCUCUGUGAAAGAGAUCAGUGACAUCGUCCAGAGGUAGCAGGAGCCCCCCGCAGUGUGUGAGGGGCUCCCCAUGCCUGCGGCGAUGGCCACGGCCCAGGGGCUCUGUGCCAGGCGGAGUGGAGCCACUGUGGAGGCUGCCUUACUCCCUGCCGUGCCCAGUGCCCGCCCG